Podospora pseudocomata is the source of this 1274-nucleotide messenger RNA. RefSeq names its product translocase of the outer mitochondrial membrane (gene TOM7). Gene Ontology annotation, biological process: protein import into mitochondrial matrix. The transcript has 5 exons. Lineage: Eukaryota; Fungi; Ascomycota; Sordariomycetes; Sordariales; Podosporaceae. The record is from RefSeq and is a predicted model, not a curated record. Bases 1128 to 1274 code for a protein of 48 amino acids. Gene Ontology annotation, cellular component: mitochondrial outer membrane translocase complex.
GGCGGCGAUGGGGGCAUUCAUAUGGAAGGCUGGCGGGAGGACCUGUUGCUCGGGCACUAUGUUGUGCUUCUUGCCUUCGGCGGCCAGUCUUCUUUCCGCCUCAUCACCGUGGCGCUCGCCCUUGCCGUCCUUCUUGUACGCAUAGUCUACACUGAUAGCCUUGCUCAAGAGAUAUUGCCCGUUCAUGUUCGCCAGCGCGGCGUCGGAGGCCUCGAACGAGUCAAAGCUGACGAAACCAUACCCCUUGGAGAUGUUGUUGUCGUCGCGCACAAUGUUGGGCUGGCGGAGGAUCUGACCGAAGGUGCUGAAGGUGUCGUAGAGGAUCUUUUCGUCGACUUGGGGGUCGAGGUUGUUGAUAAAGAGCUCGGCGCCAAUGUCGACCGUCUUUUGCUUGUCGGCGGACGCCUUGUUGACGCGGAGGGGCUUGCCGUGAACACGGAUGCCAUUGAGACACUUGGCGGCGUACUCGGCGGAUUCGGGGGUGUCGAACUCGAUGAAGCCGUAGCCUUGGUGGUUGCGGGUGACGCGGUCGAGGGGCAUGUGGACCUGGCGGACGGGGCCGACUUGGGUCAUGAGCUCUGUGAGGAGCUCUUGGGUAAAGCGCUCGUCUAUGUUGCCGACGUAGACGGUGGCAUCUUUGUUUUGCUCCCUAAAAAGGAAUAAUUUAGUCAUGUUGAAUCUCCUGAUGAUCGACAUGGUGGAAAUGUUUGCUUGCUAUAUCUGUGGGAAAUGUUAUGUGUUCGUGGGAAGACAUACCAGUGUUUUGACAUUUUGGGAUUAUCUACACCUGUCGUGGAGAAAGGGGGCUUGCUGGAUGACAACUGGGUGGUGGUUUCGUCAAUUGUAAAAAGACGCCUCUCGCAGCUACCUUUCCACCAAAGAAGCGCGGUGCGUUGAGAAGUCGCGAGUUUUCUGGAGAAGGUGGGUGGGUCCGGCGGUUGACUUGCAGGGGUCAGCUUGCAGGGCGACAUGGGUCAGCCGCGCCAAGCUUUGUCCAGGAAGUGACCGCCCAAAAACCGAUUCUGCCACUGGAACAUCAUCAUUGAUUGAGAGACUGCUCCAUCUUGCAACCCCACGACGACCACAUACCCCAGAUUCCCACAUCAGGACAAUCACAAACCGCCAAAAUGUUCCGUCUUUCAGAGGAGUCCAAGGAGCGCAUUGGCAAGCUCAUUGAGAUCUCGCGCGUUGCCCUUCACUAUGGCUAUCUCCCCUUCAUCCUCUAUCUUGGCUACACCCGCAGCGACCCUCGGCCAUCCAUGGUCCGCAUCUAA